UGGGAGGCAGGCGAGCGCCCGGCCGGCCCUGGAGAAGGAGCCGCGGCACGGAGGAGGAGGAGGAGGAAGCGGAGGCGCCGGAGCCCGCUCGCCAUGCCGUACGCCAACCAGCCCACCGUGCGCAUCACGGAGCUGAGCGACGACAACGUCAAGUUCAUCAUCGAGAACACCGACCUGGCAGUCGCAAAUUCCAUCAGGAGGGUAUUCAUAGCAGAAGUUCCUAUCAUAGCUAUAGACUGGGUUCAGAUUGAUGCCAAUUCAUCAGUGCUGCACGAUGAGUUCAUCGCACACCGAUUAGGCCUGAUCCCUCUUACCAGCGAUGGAGUAGUUGAUAAACUACAAUAUUCCAGGGACUGCAACUGUGAUGAAUUUUGUCCCGAUUGUUCGGUGGAGUUCUCUCUCGAUGUCCGGUGUAAUGAAGACCAGACACGGCAUGUCACAUCUCGGGACCUGAUCUCCAACAACUCCCAAGUUAUACCGGUGACAUCCAGGAGAAGGGACAACGACCCCAAUGACUACGUUGAACCAGAUGACAUCCUGAUUGUCAAGUUACGGAAAGGCCAAGAACUAAGGCUCCGGGCCUAUGCCACGAAGGGUUUUGGCAAGGAGCAUGCCAAGUGGAACCCCACAGCGGGCGUGGCCUUUGAGUACGAUCCAGACAACGCCCUGCGUCAUACAGUCUACCCCAAGCCCGAGGAAUGGCCGAAGAGCGAAUAUUCUGAAAUUGAUGAAGAUGAAGCCCAGGCACCUUAUGAUCCCAACGGGAAGCCAGAAAGGUUUUACUACAACGUAGAAUCCUGCGGUUCUCUGCGUCCCGAGACCAUCGUUCUCUCCGCCUUAUCUGGAUUAAAGAAGAAGUUGAGCGAUCUCCAAACUCAGCUGAGUCAAGUGAUCCAGAACGAAGUGCUGACUAUCAACUGAUCCUACUGGGCCGCUUGAAAACAACCCUGAUUUCUGGGAAACGAUAAAAGGCAGCCGAGAUCACAGGAGGGCCCGAUUUGCUCAGCGGAAACUACUCUGCCUCCAAAUCCGAUACCCGUUGGUGCUUUUCUCUUGCUAACCCUUUGGGUCAAAACAGGCUUUCUUCCGAAUCGGCGUUUUUUUUUUCCAACCUGAAACCAUUUUUAAGAUAUUGGGACUUCAAAUCCCAGAAUUUCCUAGACUGUAACGCCAUGUUGGCUGAGGAAUGCUGGGAGUUGAACUGUAUCCAUCUUAAGAGUUGUUGAGAAACGCUCUUCUAAAUUGCAUUGAGCAUUCUCUAACAAAAUAUUGGCCUUAGGUCAGAGGUGCCCAACCUUGGCAAAUUUAAGGCUUGUGGACUUCCAACUCCCAAGAUACCUCAGCUAGCCGUGCUGGCUGAGGA
Molecule: messenger RNA, 1363 nt
Organism: Notechis scutatus (mainland tiger snake)
Lineage: Eukaryota; Metazoa; Chordata; Lepidosauria; Squamata; Elapidae
Gene: POLR2C
Product: RNA polymerase II subunit C
Biological process (GO): transcription by RNA polymerase II
Cellular component (GO): RNA polymerase II, core complex
Molecular function (GO): DNA binding; protein dimerization activity
Source: RefSeq, a predicted model, not a curated record